This is a messenger RNA of Alternaria postmessia, 966 nucleotides long. RefSeq lists its product as uncharacterized. The coding region runs from base 1 to 966 and encodes 321 amino acids. NCBI's taxonomy places the organism in Eukaryota, Fungi, Ascomycota, Dothideomycetes, Pleosporales, Pleosporaceae. Gene Ontology annotation, molecular function: hydrolase activity. The transcript is spliced from 2 exons. The record is from RefSeq and is a predicted model, not a curated record.
AUGGCUAACGAGGGGUUCGCGAAACCAUGGCUUGAGUUCGAAGAGGAGCUUGGCGAGCGCAUACUCUUGAAUCCACCCAUCUCAAACAUGACAGAGCAGUUCAUGCGAUAUGGCAGCCUCAUGGCGUCGAGAUACACGUUUCCCGAACCCGACCUUUCCGUAAAGACCGAAGAUACGACAACCAGUCACGGGACCAAGGUGCGCAUUUACACGCCUGACGGCUAUACCGGUGGAAAGCCGGUGUGCAUGUACUACCACGGCGGCGGAUGGGCUAUGGGCGACGUGAACGGAGAUGAUCCAUUCAGCAGGGCAAUUUCAAAAGCCGGAGGCAUAGUGGUUGUGUCUGUCGAAUAUGGCCUCGCACCAGAUAACAAGCACCAAGACUUAAUGGACGAAUGCUUCAACGCUUUACGAUGGGCGUUGGACAACUCGAAGCGGCUAAACACCACCGAAGGGAAGUUUCUCACUGCCGGGCUUUCAGCUGGCGGUCAACUUGCUUUCGCCGUUGCGCUGAGAGCCCGGGAUGCAAGCAUAGAUGGACUGGUUGGUGUUGUCGCACUCAUACCCGUGACUGUGCACCCGGAUGGUGUUCCAGAGAAACUUCAAUCUGGGUACACGGCGAUGGAGGAGCAUGAUCAGCACACUGUUAACACUGCGGGAGCGAUGAGAGACUUCUGGAAGGCUUUUGGUGCUCCACCAACGGAUACAUACGGAUCGCCCCUUCUUCAUCCUGGAAUCAAGGACUUGAAGAAGGUUUACAUGGCUGUUGCGGGACAUGACACACUGAGAGACGACGGUGUGCUCAUGAAAAAGAUGCUAGAAGAUGCUCGUGUGCCCGUUAAAUUUGAUUUCUACGAUGGCUAUCCACAUUUCUUCUUCGCUUGGCCUUCUCCGAAGCUUGCUGAGCCGCAGAAACAGUUCAUGGAUAACUUGGCUGAGGGUGUGAAGUAUGUGUUAGCGGAGUAG